UUUCAUUUUUAUAAGAGUCAGAUUUUCAAAGUAUUCUCUCCUUUUGUUAGAAAAGGGCUAAAGUGGCCAAUGAAGGAGAAAAAACAAACCAACAACUUUUGAGAUCCUUUGCUAUUUCUACUGCUAACUUGCUUGACCUUGAUUAUUCCUUAAUCCACCAUGGAAACUCCUUAUCCAAACCCCAUUUCUCCCACCAAAACUCGAAUUGGAUGGAUUGGCAUCGGAGUUAUGGGCGCCGCCAUGGCCACUCGUCUCCUCUCCGCAGGUUACUCUGUCACUAUCUACGCUCGUUCUCCUUCUAAAGCUCUUGAUUUACAAUCCAAAGGGGCUCUUCUUGUUAACUCUGUUUUAGAAUUAGCUCAGACCAGCGAUAUUGUUUUCACAAUGGUGGGUCACCCAUCAGACGUUCGACAAAAUGUCUUAGACGACAAUGGGAUCCUACAAGGCUUGAAUCCUGGUGGGGUCAUCGUUGACACCACUAGUAGCCACCCCGCUCUUGCCCGCAACAUAUUUACCGCUGCUCGUGCAAAAGGUUGUUGGGCUGUGGACGCACCGGUAUCGGGGGGUGACAUUGGGGCUAGAGAUGGAAAGUUAGCCAUUUUUGGUGGUGGAGAUGAAGGGGUAGUGAAUUGGUUAUUACCUUUGUUUGAAGUGUUGGGGAAAGUAACAUAUGUAGGUGAAGCUGGGUGUGGGCAGAGUUGCAAGAUAGCAAACCAGAUACCGAUUUCGGCAAAUUUGAUGGGGCUGAGUGAAGGGUUGAUGUUUGCGGAGCGAGCGGGUUUGGACACAAAGAAGUUUUUGGAAGCUGUGAGGGGAGGGGCAGCAGGGUCAAUGGCAAUGGAGCUGUUUGGUGAGAGGAUGAUAGGAAGGGACUUUAGGCCUGGUGGGUAUGCUGAGUAUAUGGUGAAGGAUUUAGGAAUGGCUGUGGAUAUUGUGGAAGAAGGGGAAGAUGAGAGGGUCGUAGUGUUGCCAGGAGCUGCUUUAAUCAAGCAAUUGUUCUCUGCAAUGGUGGCCAAUGGAGAUGGAAAAUUUGGCAGUCAAGGGUUAAUCUCUGUUAUUGAGAGGCUUAAUGGCAAGUGAAGUGAAGAUUUUAGGGCUUAAUCUCACUUAAAUGUUGAAGGUUUUUAUGAAACUCUUACAUCAUAGCUUCUUUUGUGGAUUUGGCAUUGAAAGAUGCUUAGGAAAGCCAAUGUCUCUAUAUCUAUGUAUGUUAUGUUACUCCAUCCUUUGUGGCGAGAUCUAGAUUUUAUGCUUUUAAAUUUGGUUUAUAAACUUUGAUAAGUAAUGAUUUGUAAUGAUGUAACGACUUACUCUUUAUAGUCUAUAAAUAAAUUUGAGUUUAAACCC
Messenger RNA from Cucumis melo (muskmelon), 1347 nucleotides. RefSeq names its product probable 3-hydroxyisobutyrate dehydrogenase-like 3, mitochondrial. The transcript has 2 exons. Lineage: Eukaryota; Viridiplantae; Streptophyta; Magnoliopsida; Cucurbitales; Cucurbitaceae. Bases 160 to 1080 code for a protein of 306 amino acids. Gene Ontology annotation, molecular function: NADP binding; NAD binding; oxidoreductase activity. The record is from RefSeq and is a predicted model, not a curated record.